Messenger RNA from Cicer arietinum (chickpea), 1309 nucleotides. Its product is annotated as syntaxin-132-like. The record is from RefSeq and is a predicted model, not a curated record. Gene Ontology annotation, cellular component: SNARE complex; plasma membrane; endomembrane system. Gene Ontology annotation, molecular function: SNARE binding; SNAP receptor activity. Gene Ontology annotation, biological process: exocytosis; vesicle fusion; intracellular protein transport. Lineage: Eukaryota; Viridiplantae; Streptophyta; Magnoliopsida; Fabales; Fabaceae.
AGGAAAAAAAAUAAAAAUAAAACACGUUGUUUCUUCUUCUUCAUCUCUCUGUUUAUGGCCUGGUUUGUUUUUAACCAGGUCUUUUCCAGCUCAAACUCCUUUUUCUCACAUUCCAUUUUUUCCAUUUAGGUUUCAAUUUUCUAACCUUUCUUCAACAAUGAACGAUCUUCUAACGGAAUCGUUUGAUAUCCCCCGUGGCCAAGGUCAUCGAGGUGGUGACAUUGAGUUGGGAGAAUAUGCAAGGAAUUCAGGAGAGCUGGGCUUGGAUACUUUCUUCAAAAAGGUUCAAGAGCUUGAUAAACAAUAUGCUAAGCUGGAUAGUCUUUUGAGAAAGCUCCAGGGUGCCCAUGAGGAGUCCAAAGCUGUUACCAAAGCUCCUGCCAUGAAGGCUAUAAAGCAGAGAAUGGAGAAAGAUGUCGAUGAAGUUAAGAAAACUGCACAUUACCUAAAGACCAAAGUUGAAGAACUCGACAAAGAGAAUUUGGCUAAUAGGCAGAAGCCUGGUUGUGGAAAAGGAUCAGCUGUUGACCGGUCAAGAACAGCAACGACAAUUUCCUUGAAAAAGAAAUUGAAGGACAAGAUUGCUGAAUUUCAGACCCUAAGAGAAUCCAUCCAUGAAGAAUAUCGUGAGGUUGUUGAGAGACGUGUAUUUACAGUAACGGGCACGAGAGCUGACGAGGAGACAAUUGACAGAUUAAUUGAGACUGGAGACAGUGAACAAAUUUUCCAGAAGGCGAUUCAGGAACAAGGGCGUGGCCAGAUAGUGGACACCCUUGCAGAAAUUCACGAACGACACGAAGCAGUCAGAGAUGUUGAGAAGAAGCUGCUCGAUUUACAACAGAUAUUCAUGGAUAUUGCAGUGUUAGUUGAUGCACAAGGAGACAUGCUUGACAACAUAGAAUCAAUGGUUUCAAGUGCAGCAGAUCAUAUACAGCAAGGCAAUAAUACCCUCCACAAAGCAAAGAAACUGCAAAGAAACUCUAGAAAAUGGAUGUGCAUUGCCAUCAUGAUACUUCUAAUCGUCGUUAUAAUCAUCGUUGUUUCCGUCAUCAAACCAUGGGUUAAUAACAACGGCGCUUAAUUACUGAUUAGUAACACAUAAUUACACAACAAUUGCAUAUUAAUUUUCAUAUUCAUAUAGUCCAUUCUUUUUGUGAUUUAUUUAACUUGAAAGAAGCAUUGGACCAAAUAUAUAAAUUUGUAUCCUUUGAAAGUGAAGAAUGUACUAAAGAAAAACUUCAGUCUAUUAUACAUGUAUUUAUCACAUUUAAAAAUAUCUUCGAUAAUAGAUUAUACAUAAAUUCUAUCG